AUGGAAGAUUUUUAUGAUGAUUUGGACUACGAACUAUCGCAAUUAGAUUUAACAGUGUAUAAUCAAGAAUGUAACACAUUAUCAAAUAGUGAUGCUACACAAGUAUUUGACGUUGAUCUCGAUGAUACAGUAUCAAUCGCACGGACCAAAAAUCAUCAUCGACGCCAGAUUUUAUCCGACAGUGAAGAUGAUCAGAUUCCCGUGUUACCAACCUCACGAAAUACUGAAGUAUGGUUCAAUCCGUUGGGUAAGCAACCAAGUAUUAUUCCAUAUACUGAAUGUCCUGGGCUUAAGCCAUUUUCAUUGCGAUCCAGCAUGAGUUCAGCUAAACCAGCAGAAUUUUAUUCAUUGCUAGUACCUGACAGUAUAUUCGAGUACAUAGCCGAAGAAACAAAUCGCUUUGCUUUACAAACCUUGAACAAAAGUGCAACAAAAUCAUACCGAAUGCAGAAAUGGAUGCCAACAAAUUGCCAUGAAAUUAAACGGUUCUUUGGCAUUUUAAUUUGGAUGGGGAUAGUGAAACUACCUCAACUAUCUUUGUACUGGAGCACUAACAAAUGUUUUGAACAGAAAUUUGUCAAGUCCAUUAUGAGCCGAAAUCGAUUUGAACUCAUUUUGAGGAUGUUGCACUUUGCCAAUAAUGAAAUAAAUCACAAUAAGGAGGACCGAUUGUUUAAAGUUAGACACUUAUUAGAUAUGCUAAAUGCUAAUUUUAAAUGUCAUUAUACACCUAAUCAAGAAAUGUGUGUUGACGAAAGUCUAAUCCCAUUUCGUGGCCGUGUUAUUUUUAGGCAAUACAAUAAAAAUAAGCGACACAAAUAUGGGAUAAAACUUUUUAAGCUGUGCUCAAACCCAGGAUACACUGUAAAAGUGCAAGUUUAUGCUGGCAAAAAUUAUGAAAAUGUCAAUACUACUCCGACUAAUGUUGUCCUUGCCUUGUGUGACGAUUAUCUAAAUAAAGGACAUACGGUUUGCACAGAUAAUUGGUAUACCAGUUUGGAUCUGGCACGAAAACUACUAGCGGGACAAACUCAUCUCAUAGGCACACUUAGAAAAAACAGACGAGGUUUACCUCAAACAGUUGUCCAAACAAAACUGAAGACAGGAGAAUUCUCAGCUCAAGAAAAUGACGACGGAAUAACAAUUAUGAAAUGGAAAGACAAGCGGGAUGUACUGCUGCUGUCUACUAAGCACUCCGUAAGUUUCAGAAGAAUAACUAAAAAAGGAAAAGAAAAAAUUAAACCGAAGAUUGUGGUAGAUUAUAAUCAUGCAAAAUCAGCGGUUGAUCUGUCAGACCAAAUGUCCUCUUACACAACCCCUCUUCGGAAGACAACGAAAUGGCCCAAAAGAUUGGCGAUGGAGUUAUUAUUGAAUACAGCGAUUGUAAAUUCAUAUAUUUUAUAUAAAUUAACAACCAAGAAGAAGCUCUCUGUCGUCCAGUUUAGAACCGCGUUGGUUGACUACCUCGUGCAUACAGGAGUCCCGGAAACUAGUGCCUCCUCUAGACCUAGGCGAGUAAAGCAUGAAUUGAAGAAAAGGCAAGGAUUGGCCUCUGCCUGUCGUAAAUAUUGUGUUAGGUGUUAUAAAGAAAACUGUGCCCAAUUUGGAAGAGUUCAUGCUCGAAAUAAAACCAAAAGAGUGGUAACAUACUGCGAAGACUGCCCGAAUGAGCCACACUAUUGUAUCAGCUGUUUCAAUAUAAACCAUAGAUAUGUUUGA
Molecule: messenger RNA, 1719 nt
Organism: Melitaea cinxia (Glanville fritillary)
Lineage: Eukaryota; Metazoa; Arthropoda; Insecta; Lepidoptera; Nymphalidae
Product: piggyBac transposable element-derived protein 4-like
Exons: 1
Coding region: 1-1719 (572 amino acids)
Source: RefSeq, a predicted model, not a curated record